This is a messenger RNA of Triticum turgidum subsp. durum (durum wheat), 1758 nucleotides long. NCBI's taxonomy places the organism in Eukaryota, Viridiplantae, Streptophyta, Magnoliopsida, Poales, Poaceae. The record is from the annotation of a GenBank genome assembly.
AUGGCAUAUGAUACAUCAUCAUCUAGUAGCUCACCGAGAGGACAAGAAGGACAACAGAUGGACAAAGAGCUCCUGAAAGCAGCCAAAUACGGCGAUUCCACAUACAUGUGGGCCAUGGCGUCACAGGAUCGAAACAUACUGCAUGGAAAAACUCUACAGGGGAACACCUGCCUCCACAUUUCCUGCAUCUAUGGCCAUGAGGGAUUCUGCAAGGACGUGCUUGAACUGGAAGAGUCUCUCAUCAAGGCUGUAAACUUGGACGGGGAGACACCACUUAUCACCACAGUGAGAAAUGGCCACGUCUCUUUGGCUUCUUUUUUACUCGGUCGACAUCACUGCUCUGUGCUAGAACUGAGACAGGCAAUCCAGCAACAAGACAAGUAUGGAUUUAAUGCACUGCACCAUGCCAUUCGCAAUGGCCACAAGGAUCUUGCACUGGAGUUGAUAGCUGCAGAGCCUGCACUAUCGCAAGCCGUGGGCAAACACAAUGAGUCACCCAUGUUCUUCGCGGUGAUGAGAAAUUUUACACAGGUUUUUGAGAAACUAGUGCAGGAUCCUUUGUCUGCUUGUUCGGGAGGAAAACACCGUCGCAAUUGUUUGCAUGCUGCGAUUAUGAAUGGGGAUCAAGAAUUCGUCAAAUUAAUUAUGAAGAAACGUCCUGAAUUGGCCAGAGAAGCUGACAUAAUGCAAAAUACACCAAUGGAACUUGCUGUACGAUACAACAAGAUUGACAUUUUACAAAUAAUGCUGGAACAUGACUCAGCUCUAGGGUAUUUAAUAGGCAACAACGGUUAUCCUCUGCUUAAUGCUGCGGCAUUUCGUGGUCUGGUUGCUGCUGCUGAAAAGCUCCUGGAACACUGUCUCGAUGCUCCUUAUCUUCUACCAGAUGGUUCGACAUUGCUUCACAUAGCUGUAUUGAAUGACCAACCAGAGUUUGUUGAAUUUGUCCUUAGGACGCCAAUACUUCGCAAGCUUGUUAACGUGCAAGACAACAAGGGAAAAACCGCUCUGCAUCAUGCAGUCAGAAACUGCAGUCCUAGAGUGGUUGCUGCUUUAUUGUCUCACGUGGAUAUAGAUGCAAUAUUGCUUGACAAAGAUGGUGAUUCAGCAGCCUGGGAACUGUCAAACGCCAGGAGGAAUGCCAAGACUUUAAACUGGAAUGAAGUGACCAUGCUUAUGGCAAAAGCUAGUCCAUGGAAUGCUCCCGUUCUCCGUAAUCUUCAAAUUUUGGCCAAGCAACAGACAACUGAAGCGUCAAGGAAGGAUGCAAAGUCACUAACUCAAACAUACACAGGAAACACUUCAUUAGUGGCAAUCCUCAUUGCGACAAUCACCUUCGCAGCUGCCUUCACCCUGCCUGGAGGAUACAGCAGUCAUGCUGGAAGCGAGGGACUUCCCAUCAUGUCUAGGAAGUUUGCGUUCCAGGCAUUCUUGAUCUCUGAUGUCUUAGCAAUGUGCUCCUCGUUUGUUGUGGCCUUCAUAUGCAUCAUAGCAAGGUGGGAGGAUUAUGAGUUCUUGGUUUAUUACAGAUCCUUCACUAAGAAGCUCAUGUGGUUUGCAUACGUGGCAACAACUACCGCCUUUUCAACUGGUUUAUACACGGUGCUGGCUCCACGUAUCCACUGGUUGGCCAUUGCAAUUUGUCUUAUGGUAGCUUUACUGCCCAUUCUCACGAAGCUGUUGGGCGAAUGGCCUGUCUUGAAGCUCAGAUUUAAGCUGGGUAAAGAUUUCAACUCUGAUUUCCUUGAUAUGGUCUGA